GGGGUUUUUAAUCUGUUUCCUCUACAGGAAUGAUAUUUUUGUGUUCCUGUUAAGCACAAGAGCUGGAGGCUUGGGCAUUAACCUCACAGCUGCAGAUACGGUAAUUUUCUAUGACAGUGAUUGGAACCCAACAGUAGACCAGCAAGCCAUGGACCGGGCACAUAGGCUGGGUCAAACAAAACAAGUCACUGUAUACCGGUUGAUAUGUAAAGGCACUAUUGAGGAGCGCAUCUUACAAAGGGCUAAGGAAAAGAGUGAGAUCCAACGAAUGGUGAUUUCAGGUGGCAAUUUCAAACCUGACACCUUGAAGCCAAAAGAGGUGGUCAGCCUUCUGCUGGAUGAUGAGGAACUGGAAAAGAAAUUGCGUCAGCGUCAAGAAGAGAAGCGACAGCAAGAAGAAACAAAUCGUGUGAAGGAACGUAAACGUAAAAGGGAAAAAUACGCUGAAAAGAAGAAGAAGGAAGAUGAAUUGGAUGGGAAGAGAAAGAAAGAGGGCAUGAACCUUGUGAUCCCGUUUGUUCCCUCGGCUGAUAACUCCAACCUGUCUGCUGAUGGGGAUGACUCCUUCAUUAGUGUAGACUCUGCCAUGCCCAGCCCUUUCAGUGAGAUAUCCAUUAACAGUGAAUUACAUAUGGGCUCUAUUCCUCCUGAUGAGAGCAGUAGUGAUAUGCUUGUGAUUGUGGAUGAUCCAGCUUCUUCAGCACCUCAGUCGAGGGCAACAAACUCUCCUGUGUCCAUUACUGGCUCAGUGUCAGAUACCAUGAAUGGUGUUUCAAUGCAAGAUACACCUCUCGCUGGGAGAGGCCAGUCAGGUCGAAGCCGGGGUCGUCCUAAAGGUUCGGGCAGUGGAUCAAAAGGCGGCACUGGGAAAGGCAGAAGCCGGAAAUCGAUAGCGGGAAGUGCAGCUGCAAUGGCUGGUGCCAAAGCAGGGGCAGCAGCAGCCUCUGCAGCGGCAUAUGCAGCGUACGGGUACAAUGUCUCUAAAGGCAUGUCUGCAAGUAGCCCUCUACAAACAGCAAUUAUUCGGCCUUCUGGACUUACAGAUUUUGGACCUUCAAGCGCCUCUUCUCCCUUGAGCUCCCCUUUGAGCAAAGGAAACAGUGUUUGUGGGACCCCCAAAAGCUUAAACCUGACCAGCAGUCUCAUAUCGGAAACUCCAAUUCGGAAGCAGAGCAAAGGUGCCCACACCUCAGGUGGUCGGUAGUGAUUUUGAACCCCCAAAGCUUGUCUGAACUGCGUUGGCUUUCAGAGUAGACCACCCUGCCAGUUGAAGGCAUGUGAAUGAAUGCCUUGUUGCUGUCCAGCACAUAUGUGAAAAGAAAAUCAAAGCACAAUGGGAAAGGGUGGUUUAUGUGAGCACUUUGAUUAUGUGUAUUCCAAAAAACUAUCUUUGCAGACACUGCAAGAAGGAGGGAAGGGAGUCUGGGGUAACUGGGAGAGUGUCAGCUUGUGUUUUAUUGACACAUCUGACCAAGAUUCCCAAGAAAGCAUCCAGCUACUCCAUGCAAUAUCCUGCAGCUGUGUGUGCUUGAAGUCACACCAAUAUACUUUCUCUCUUGUAGCUUGAGGUGGAACCCAGUGUUAGUUUUUAUCCUAUGAAAUCUGUGUCGGAACCCCAAGAGUAUCCUGUAGAGUCACGAGACUUUUCCAUACUGGCAGCUGGUCAGUGUACGUGCAGGGGUAACUGGCAGCUAAGCUGAAGACGGUGUGUGAUCAAAGAAAAUCUUGGAUUCUUCUAGUGUGGGCCUCUGGGUUCUUUAAGGGUUUGAAAUGCGAAGGAGGGUGUCUUGGGUGGUUUCCAGGGAAUGGACUCUUUUCAGCACCAUUUGUCAGGAGGAGGUUCAGGGCCGCAGAAUGCAGAGCGCGCUGGCAGGCCUAGUGAGAGCAGCAGCACUGCCUCUGCUUCAUGCAGUGGAAGAAACCACAAGCCAAUGGUUUGGGUUGCAUUUCAGAGUUCUCAUCAGCAUGAAUGCUUGCUGUGUUCAGAGUGAGUUCUGUCACUUUUGAGGUUUGCAGAACUCUUAAAAGCUUAGAAUCAAAACAAGGCUUUAUUUGUACAAAUCUCAAGAAGAGGGGAAGCUGAAGAGUUUUGAGGAAGAGUUUGCUGCUGCUGCUCUCACUGUGCCAUAGCAGAGCACAGUUCUGUAGCUGGCAGUGCUGUGAGGGGAGCAACGAAAACCAAUCCUGAGAGAGACAGAACUGUGCCAUUUCCCCCUUCCAGCCAAAUCCUGGGAAGAAAAUUGUCUCUUAUCCCAGCCAUCCAUUGACUGUUCUUCCAGUGUGUUUUCCCUUCAUAUUUGUGGUCAUCACACCUCCUAGCUUGGUCGAGUGCACUGCGGUGUGCAGGUACCAGUAGCCAUGUCCCAUAAGGCUGAUAGAAGGCAGCGUGGCCAGUGCCUGUCUGUGUUCUCAUUCUCUGGUUGUUCCUUCCCCAUCCUCAAUGCACAAACCCUUCCCGUAGCCCCUUGCUUUGCUGUAAGCGUUGUCUGCAUUGCACUGAGAUGUAGGUGUGGGGCAGUGCUUCUGCCUGCCACAUUGAAUUAAAAGGCUGUUCUGCCGGGGCACUUUCAUCCCUUGAGAGAGAAGCAAGUUGAGUUGCAGGUCUGGGCUGUGACAGCUGAAGAUGACUUUUUUUUUUUUUAUUGUUAUAAUUCUUUUCCAACCCCAAAUCCUUUGCCUGGCGUCCUACAGUGUGGAGCGAGUGCUUCCUGUUGGCUCUGCCUCUAAUUUGCACACCUGAAAAUAGCAGAACUGAGCUUAGUUAGAUUGAUUUUUAAACAGAUUUGCAGGGGAUAAUUGAGGGGGAGGUGGUGUUUAAUUAACUGAUGAAGACUUCCCCCUUCCUCUCCUAUUCACAUGUAUAUAUGAUAUUUAGAGGGAAUCAGAUAAAUGCCAAGCCUUUUUUUCUCUUUGAAUGUGCUGUCUAUUUUUAUAACUGAACUUGUACAUAUGUAUAAAGAGAGACACAUCUUUCUUUUACUAACCGGAGAAGAAAAUCUUAAAUAAAAUGGAGUGAGAUAAUUUUAUGUAAA
This is a messenger RNA of Leptosomus discolor (cuckoo roller), 3032 nucleotides long. The record is from RefSeq and is a predicted model, not a curated record. Lineage: Eukaryota; Metazoa; Chordata; Aves; Leptosomiformes; Leptosomidae.